Lotus japonicus is the source of this 3230-nucleotide messenger RNA. RefSeq lists its product as uncharacterized. Bases 1654 to 3129 code for a protein of 491 amino acids. Lineage: Eukaryota; Viridiplantae; Streptophyta; Magnoliopsida; Fabales; Fabaceae. The transcript has 2 exons. The record is from RefSeq and is a predicted model, not a curated record.
CAAAGCAUCAAAAUUGAAUAGAUUCAUAACUGUUGAUGAAGCUAUCGAUCUACCAAAAGUCCAUAAAAGAAAAAGAACUAAAACAGUAGAUAAAAAUUCCCAAGAUAUGACCAUUGGCACAAGUAAUUAAAAUAAGAAGCUCCUCUCGAACACUUUUCCACCCUCAAAGUAAUUAGAAUGAGAAGCUUAGCUGCCACACUUGUAGAUAAACUCCUGACCCUUUUUUCUUUGAUCUCUCGAACACUUUUCCAUCCUAAAAGUAAUUAGAACGAGAAGUUUAGCUGCCACACUUGUAGCAGCAACUUAUAUAGAAGGUUUGCUAAGUAAUUAGAAGUUAGAACUAACAAUAAUGAAAGCUGAAUUUUCAAGUUCCUAUUUAAGAUGACUAUAUAUAUUAAGCUUGUUUUCCUAAGUUGUUUUAAGCUUGUUUUGAGAGUGUUUUUUAGUUUGUUAUGGAUGUUCUUGGUUGCUUGAUUGAAUGCAUCAUGUUUUUCUUUCCUAAGAAGUUAUUUAUGCUUCAGUUAAUACUUUUAAAUGGAGUCUAGAGAGUGGAUUCGUGAUCCAUCAAGGCGAAGUGAAGAAUAUAUCAGAGGAGUUAAUGAGUUUCUUGAAUUUGCUUUUCAAAAUUCACAAGUUAGUGAAAAAAUCUGGUGUCCUUGUACAACAUGUGCAAAUUGUAAGUCACUAUCUCGUACAAGUGUCUAUGAACACCUUACCAAUCCACGUCGUGGAUUUCUUAGAGGUUAUAAGCAAUGGAUAUUUCAUGGUGAGAAGCCUGUAGCUUCAAGUAGCACAAUUGAAGAACCAGAACAUACUGAAAUGGAGCAUGACAUGGAUGGUUUAAUUCAUGAUGUUUUAGCAUCUCAUACAGCAGAAGACCCAUUAUUUGAUGAUGGUGAAAGGAACCCACAAGUAGAAGAAAAUGCUAACAAGUUUUAUCGAUUGGUAAAGGACAAUGAGCAAAUUCUCUAUCCCAAUUGUAAGAAGUAUAGCAAGCUAUCCUUUAUGGUACACUUGUAUCAUUUGAAGUGUCUUCAUGGGUGGAGUGAUAAGUCAUUUUCUAUGUUAUUAGAUUUGUUAAGAGACGCUUUCCCAGAAGGAAAUGUUUUGCCAAAGUCAUUCUAUGAAACAAAGAAAAUGAUUUCAGAGCUAGGCUUAGGUUAUGAAAAGAUUCAUGCUUGUCCUAAUGAUUGUAUCCUGUACUGGGACAAAUAUACCAACGAUGAAGUCUGUCCAAAAUGUGGUGCGUCAAGGUGGAAAACAGUAACUGAAGAGGUACAACCUAAUGGAACCAAGACAUCUGAAAAACAAAAGAACACACCUUUACCAAAGAGUGUGCCAUUACCAGGAAUUCCAGCAAAGAUACUUCGAUGGUUUCCUUUAAAACCAAGGCUACAACGCUUAUUCAUGUCUUCCAAAAUUGCUGAAGCAAUGAGAUGGCACCGUGAUGGCAGAUUGGAUGAUGGUUUUCUUAGACAUCCAGCUGACUCGCUUGCUUGGAAGAAAUUUGACUCCAAAUAUCAAACUUUUGCUUUAGAUCCUCAUAAUGUACGAUUAGGAUUGGCUUCUGAUGGGUUCAAUCCUUUCAAGACUAUGAGUAUUACCCAUAGUACAUAGCCUGUCAUUCUAGUUCAUUUCAACCUUCCUCCUUGGAUGUGUAUGAAACAAUCAUUCUUCAUGUUAUCAUUACUCAUUCCUGGUCCUAAAGGUCCAGGAAAUAACAUUGAUACUUAUCUUCAACCAUUGGUAAAAGAGCUUCAAGAGUUGUGGGAGAAUGGACUUGAAACCUUUGAUGCAUACAAGAAAGAGUCAUUCCAACUUCAUGCUGCAUUAAUGUGGACUAUUAAUGACUUUCCAGCAUAUGCCAACCUAUCUGGAUGGAGUACUAAAGGAAAAUAUGCUUGUCCAUGUUGUGGUUUUGAAACUUCCUCACAAUGGUUACGCAAUGGUAGAAAAUUUUGCUACAUGAGCCAUCGUAGAUGGUUGACACCUAAUCACAAAUGGAGGUUGAAUGGUAAGGACUUUGAUGGAACACAAGAGUUUAGGGAUCCUCCUAUUCGACUUGAUGGGACUGCACAGUUAAGGCAACUAGAUGAGAUUGAAGAUGAAUGUUUAGGGGAUCAGGCACAACGCUGGAAAAAGAAGAGUAUUUUAUUUUCUUUGCCUUAUUGGAAAUAUAACGAAUUGCGUCACAACCUUGAUGUGAUGCACAUUGAAAAAAAUGUGUGUGAUAACAUCAUUGGUACAUUGUUGAACCAAGAGGGGAAAUCAAAAGAUAAUUAUAAGGCACGAGCUGACCUUGUAGAUAUGGGCAUAAGAAGUAUUCUUCAUCCUCAACCAAGCCCUAACACUAAUACAAUGCUUUUGCCUAGAGCUUGUUAUCAAAUGACUACCAAAGAAAAAGAUGAUUUUCUUAGUGUUCUCAAGAAUGUAAAAGCUCCGGAUGAAUGCUCAUCAAACAUCUCACGGUGUGUGCAAGUGCAACAACGCAAGAUAUUUGGCUUAAAAAGUUAUGAUUGUCAUGUUUUGAUGCAAGAGCUUCUUCCAAUAGCAUUGAGAGGAUCAUUGCCAGAUAAAGUUACCUCAGUUUUAAUUGACUUGUGCAACUUCUUCAAACAAAUUUGUUCUAAAGUGCUUAAUGUGAAGUUUAUAGAACAGUUGGAGUCUCAAAUAGCUAUCACAUUAUGUCAGCUUGAAACAAUAUUUCCUCCUUCCUUUUUUACUAUAAUGGUGCAUUUGGUUGUUCAUUUGGCUCAUGAGGCUAAGGUUGGAGGACCUGUGCAAUACCGAUGGAUGUAUCCUAUUGAAAGGUUCCUUCUCACCCUUAAGUCAUUUGUACGUAACAAAGCAUAUCCAGAAGGAUCUAUUGCAGAAAGUUUUUUGGCCAAUGAAUGCCUGACCUUUUGUUCACAAUAUUUAUCUGGGGUUGAAACAAGGUUUAGUAGACCCACUAGAAAUGACGAUGAAUUUGACUCUACAUUGGAUGAUGGAAGUUUUUUACAUCCUAUGGGGAGGCCGCUAGGACGGAAGAGACAACAAAAGUUUCAGUUAAAGAAACGAAAGAGAGUGAGUAGAGCUAAGCUUGAAAAAAAAAGAGUUACAACAAGCUCACAGAUAUGUGCUUUUUAACUAUGACCCAGUCACUCCAUUUGUAGAGUAAGACAUCAAUCUUGUUUUCCUUCUUAUACAAGUUCAAGAUAUUUUAUAAUCUUUUGAUUACAUUCUUGUUA